Puntigrus tetrazona (Sumatra barb) is the source of this 3766-nucleotide messenger RNA. It is a transcript of the gene pip5k1ca, whose product is annotated as phosphatidylinositol-4-phosphate 5-kinase, type I, gamma a. The transcript has 18 exons. Gene Ontology annotation, molecular function: phosphatidylinositol kinase activity. Bases 193 to 2238 code for a protein of 681 amino acids. Gene Ontology annotation, biological process: phosphatidylinositol metabolic process. The record is from RefSeq and is a predicted model, not a curated record. NCBI's taxonomy places the organism in Eukaryota, Metazoa, Chordata, Actinopteri, Cypriniformes, Cyprinidae.
GUCCUGUGCAUGACAGCUCAGAGGAGAGCAGGAGGACCACGACGAGCAGGGACAGUCCUCAGUCUCCCACCUCAUUCUUUGUCAGCUAAUCACAUCCAUACGGACUGAGAGGAAAAGCGGUGUAUGUUUUGAAAUAUUGGCGACCGUCGGUUGACAGCGCUUUCGCUCGGUGGAUUCAUCCCGGAGGAUUGAAUGGAAGCGGCGGCUGAAGGGGCGGCCAGCCUGUCUGAGGCCGGGGAUGGGAGUCCGUUAUCCGGGGCAGCGGCAUCCGAGGACGCGGGGACGGAGGACGGCAUGGACUCCGACUCUAUAUCGAAAAAGGCUUUCAUAACAGAGAUGCCUUCGUCAUCAGGGCAGCCGGCUCAUGGGAAGAAGAUCGGACACAGAGGAGUGGAUGCUUCUGGAGAAACAACGUAUAAGAAGACCACAUCUUCAGCCCUCAAGGGGGCCAUUCAGCUUGGGAUUGGUUACACGGUUGGUAAUUUGAGUUCCAAGCCUGAGCGGGACGUCCUCAUGCAGGAUUUCUAUGUGGUGGAGAGCAUCUUCUUCCCCAGCGAAGGCAGCAACUUGACGCCAGCCCAUCAUUUCCCAGACUUCCGUUUCAAAACCUAUGCUCCCGUCGCCUUCCGUUACUUCAGAGAGCUCUUUGGGAUACGGCCGGAUGACUAUUUGUAUUCUCUCUGUAACGAGCCAUUAAUUGAGUUGUCCAAUCCUGGAGCCAGUGGCUCAGUCUUCUACGUCACGAAGGAUGAUGAGUUCAUCAUUAAGACGGUCAUGCACAAGGAGGCAGAGUUUUUGCAAAAGCUUCUUCCUGGAUAUUACAUGAACUUGAAUCAAAAUCCUCGCACCUUAUUGCCCAAGUUCUUCGGGCUGUACUGCGUACAAUCGGGCGGGAAGAACAUCCGGAUGGUGGUCAUGAACAACGUUCUGCCCAGGGUGGUGCGCAUGCACCUCAAAUACGACCUGAAGGGCUCCACCUACAAGCGACGGGCCUCUAAAAAAGAGCGGGAAAAGGCAAAGCCCACUUUCAAAGACCUUGAUUUCAUGCAGGACAUACAAGAGGGUCUCAUGCUGGAUACAGACACGUACAACGCUCUGGUCAAGACUUUACAGAGAGACUGUUUGGUCUUGGAAAGCUUUAAGAUUAUGGAUUAUAGUUUGCUGCUUGGAGUUCACAACAUCGAUCAGGCGGAGAAAGAGCAGCAGAUGGAGGGAUCUCAGGGCAACAGUGAUGAAAAGAGGCCGCUGGCACAGAAAGCGCUCUACUCCACUGCAAUGGAGUCCAUACAGGGAGCGUCGGCCUGUGGAGAGGACAUUGAUACCGAGGACACGAUGGGUGGUAUUCCUGCAGUCAAUGGAAAAGGAGAGCGUCUGUUGCUCUACAUCGGAAUAAUCGACAUCUUGCAGUCUUACAGGUUAAUAAAGAAAUUGGAGCAUACGUGGAAGGCUCUAGUCCAUGACGGGGACACCGUGUCUGUUCACAGACCGUCUUUCUAUGCAGACAGGUUCUUCAGAUUCAUGAGCACUACUGUUUUCAGAAAGACUUCGUCACUGAAAUCCUCUCCGUCGAAGAGGGGUCGUGGGGGUCUGGCUGCGGCCAAGUACAGCGGCCCCGGGGCGGCCUGGUCAGCCAGCCAGCUGCCGUUUGUGAGAGACGAAAACAUCUUCGACCUGAGAGGAGCCCGUAGCUUCCCCACGCUGGAAGACGAUGGUCGGGCGGACGUGCUUCCCUGCACCCCUCCCUCGUUCGAGGAAGCCACCACAGCCUCCAUCGCCACCACGCUCUCCUCCACCACCUCCCUCUCCAUCCCAGAACGCUCCCCGUCGGACACCUCCGAACAACCGCGCUACAGGAGACACACCCAGUCUAGCCAUGAAGAAACUAUGCAGGAUGAGGACCAGCAAACCAUCACGGUGGAGGUGGAAGUGGAGGGAAGAUACGACAACGAACCCACCCUCGUGGCUCCCCAGGUAUCGCCGGAGGUCAGUGAAGCUGCAGAGACGUUCGUGGAAGCCUCGUCGUCCUCCGUCCCGCCGAGCCCCAGGAUAGCGGUGGAGUCUGACGGCGGCAGUCAGGCUUCGGGAUGUACGAGCCGUGCCUCUGUGGACGAGGACGAGGACGUGCCAAUUACAGACAUUUAUUUUCCUCCAGAAGACAAAAGCUGGGUAUAUUCUCCUCUGCACUUCAGCUCAGGGCCUAAAACCCUGCCAGAGGAUGAAGGGGAGAGUGAAACAUAAUCAGACCUCAGGAAAGAGGGGCAGCUAUGAGGUCCGGACUCUUCAGACGUCCGGAAGCUAUACUGGUCGGACUUUCUCGCAACUUAAGUUUUCAUCGUCCUUUCACCCAUUCCAUAAACAACACCAAGCAAGUAGUAAUACCAAUGUCCAGAUGUAUUUAUGAGUAAUAAUGAGACUAUUUAUGUUUAUUAUUUUUGGAUUGUUUUGUGUUUCCUUAAUUGUCUAAUUUACAUACUGUGAACAUGUUUUCCGAUUUGACUCCAGACUUUGUUUUUGGUUUUUUUUGUUGACCUUAAGUUGUUAAUGCACCUUUAUCAGGUAGCAUUGUUUGUUUCGUAACUGUUAAAAAAAGGUCAUAUAUAUAUAUAUAUAUAUAUAUAUAUAUAUAAAAUACACAAACAUUGUUUUAUUUUUAUUGGUUUUCUGUAAAAUAUUACGCCAGCAAUAGUGUUCAACGUUACGAAAAUUCCAACAAGUGGCUGUUUGACUUGUGAAAUUUGGCAAUAACCAAAGUCCCAUGUUUUUUUUUACGUUUUAUUUUAACGUAAUAAUUAGGACUGAUAACAUAUGCUGGAUGUUACAGGGACUUACACUUUCCGCAUCACCUGAUCCUUUUUUUUUAUAUAUAUUUAAAUUUUUUUCCCGCCAAAAUCCAGUACAAAGUGAUCACGGCCUGGUUAUUAAAAGACAUGUUAAACUGAAAGAUGGGACCAAACUUAUUACGUGGGAGGCCAAAUAUGUAAAGCGACUUGUUACCAUAAUCGCAAUCAGAAAUAUUUGUUAUAGCAUUCAAUUGUAAAUCCACGUGUAUAGAAUUUGUGUGUGUGCGUGCCUAUGCAUUGAGUGUAUUUGUGGUUUUAAGCGAGCAUCUCACUUUACAAUGGAAGCGUGCAACACUGAUUCUUAUCAUGUGCAGUGGCCAGUUGCUGCUGUGUCCAAAAUAAAGGGACUACUGCAGUAAUACAUUUGUAAAGUGUAGCACACGCAUAUUUUGGUUGCCUUAAUCAUUUUAUUUGCCAACCUAAAUCCUACUAUUCACUGAUUCGGUCUUUCUUUCUGGUUCACCAAUGAUAGUGUCUUAGAGAACUUGUACAUAGAUCUUUAAAUACAUAUAAAAUCUAUUUUAAAUGUUAUUUGAAGGUUUCUUUUGUAUUUUAUUUUGCACAAGUGGCUUGCGAACGGUGUCCUAUAGGUCCACACGAACCCACUCAUUCUUCCAGCAUCCAGGAUGUUUUUCUUUCGUUCAAGUCUGUUUUUUUUGUAUCAUGUGUGUACACUUUACAGUUGGGAUUGUAAAGUCUAUACAAAGACAUAAAAUUGUAUCAAUCGCUUACUCUUCCAAGCUGUGUGCGUGUGUAUGUGUGGUCAGAAAAGCUGUGUGCCCCCCUAAAUAGCAAAAGAGCAUGAUGAAAUGUGAGUCUAUUGACAUUGAUGUACAGCAAAGACAUUUAUCUCUAUGGACAGACCACGACCAAUGGACUGAUGUGUGUACAUUUGUUCAGAUCCUUAAAUAAAUACAACUCAUGGG